UUGAAUGGGCACUUUGGUUUACAACAACUUGUGUUUCUUGCAUUCACGUCCAGAGGCCAGAGCUUUCUCAUUUACUACCAGAAUUGUUAGUUCAUCUGAAAUUGGAAUAAUCUCUAAACGACAAGUGUUGGAGCAAGUUGAUAAGGAGCUAAGCAAGGGAGAUGAGAGGUCGGCUCUUGCUUUAGUCAAGGAUUUUCAAGGAAAACCCGGUGGCCUUCGAUGUUUCGGAGCUGCUCGUCAGGUACCUCAAAGGCUCUAUACAUUAGAUGAAUUGAAGCUGAACGGAAUAGAAGCGGUGUCUCUUUUGUCACCGGUGGAUCAAACUCUUGGUUCGAUUGAACGGAAUUUGCAGCUUGCUGCUGCUGUAGGAGGAAUUGCGGCAUGGAAUGUUUUUGGUUUUAGUCCGCAACAGAUAUUUUAUUUGUCUCUAGCAUUGUUGUUUUUCUGGACGUUGGACUCGGUUUCUUUUAAUGGUGGAGUUGGCAGUUUGGUUCUUGACACAAUUGGUCACACUUUUAGCCAGAAGUACCACAACAGGGUUAUUCAACAUGAAGCUGGUCAUUUCUUAAUUGCAUACUUGGUGGGUAUUCUUCCCAAAGGGUAUACACUAUCUAGUUUGGAAGCUCUUCAGAAAGAAGGAUCACUCAAUGUUCAAGCAGGAACUGCUUUUGUGGAUUUCGAGUUUCUUGAAGAAGUUAAUUCUGGUAAAGUAUCAGCUACGACGUUGAACAGAUUCUCAUGUAUAGCGUUAGCAGGCGUGGCGACGGAAUAUCUAUUAUAUGGAUAUGCUGAGGGUGGCCUUGCUGAUAUAAACAAGUUGGAUUCAUUACUUAAAGGCUUAGGCUUCACACAGAAGAAAGCAGACUCUCAAGUCAGAUGGGCUGUACUAAACACAGUCCUACUUUUGCGCCGCCACGAAGCAGCUCGGGCCAAACUUGCUGAAGCCAUGUCCAUGGCAAAAUCUGUAGCAUCCUGCAUUGACAUUAUAGAAGAUACCAUAGAUGAAUCUGACAUUUAGUUCCAAAUGGUUCAAAGUUGA
Messenger RNA from Pistacia vera, 1039 nucleotides. RefSeq lists its product as uncharacterized. The record is from RefSeq and is a predicted model, not a curated record. Gene Ontology annotation, molecular function: metalloendopeptidase activity; ATP-dependent peptidase activity; ATP binding. Gene Ontology annotation, biological process: proteolysis. The coding region runs from base 5 to 1018 and encodes 337 amino acids. NCBI's taxonomy places the organism in Eukaryota, Viridiplantae, Streptophyta, Magnoliopsida, Sapindales, Anacardiaceae. The transcript has 7 exons.